This is a messenger RNA of Lonchura striata (white-rumped munia), 1311 nucleotides long. The record is from RefSeq and is a predicted model, not a curated record. Lineage: Eukaryota; Metazoa; Chordata; Aves; Passeriformes; Estrildidae.
AUGGAGAUCCCGGUGAUGGGGAUCCCGGUGAUGGGGAUCCCGGUGAUGGGGAUCCCGGUGAUGGGGAUCCCGGUGAGCCUCGGAAAUGGGGAUCCCGGUAAAUGGGGAUCCCGCGGCUGUGGAUCAGCGGUGUGGGCGCUGAGGGGAAAUGAAGGUGAAGCGGAGCUCACUCCGCGCUCUGCCGUUGUUUCUCCUCAGGGUGCCGAGUCGCUGCUGCGCGCCAAGGCCCUGCCCUGUGUGGCGGUGCCGGUGAGGGGCCGGAGGAAAUGGCCGCGGGUGCCCGAGUGGGCUCGGGAGCUGAGCGCUGAGGAGAAGGAGCGGCGGCUGCGAUCCGCGGCUCCCGUGUUCCCGGACGAGCGCAUGGAGCGCACUUUCUUCCUGGCUUGCACGGCUGAAAUCAUGGAUCCCUACGUCCCCCCCGAGGGCGAUGCCCGCCUGACCUCGCUGUCCAAGGACGGGGUGAAGCAGCAGAUGCAGAAGCUGAGGCAAACAGCGGCCUCUCAGCUGGCGUACGUACCCCUCCAGGAAUUUUUUUGGGAACCUCUUUCCCUGUGCUGGGGUGACCGGGGGUGUUUUCUCUGCAGCUUUAACAAGCAGAAGCUUCACUCCCUGGUGACCGAGCGCUGCUACCCCGACAUGGUGCGGGGGAACAGGUACAGAACCAUCCGGUGGAGGUUUGUGGAGUCCCUGGAGCCGCCCAGGGUGGUGCACGUGCGCUGCGAGGGCGUCCUGAACCGGGGCAACCUCUAUGGGCAGGUGACGGUGAGGAUGCACAGCCGCCAGAUUUUGGCCAUCUAUGACCGCUUUGGGCGCCUCAUGUACGGCGGGGAGGAAAUUCCCAAGGAUGUUCUGGAAUAUGUCGUGUUUGAGAGGUACCUGGUGAACCCCUAUGGAACGUGGAGGAUGCACGGGAAGAUCAUCCCAGAGUGGGCCCCACCCAAGGAUCCCAUCAUAAAGACCGUGAUGAUUCCAGCCCCGGAUGCCUCACAGGAGCACGAAACGGUGAAGUAGAAAAUUCUGGAAUGUGGACAGGGACAUCAGACAGGCCAGGAGGGAGGAUUGGGAAUUGUGCCUUUGGGAAUGGGCUCCAGCCACUCCAAAAUUUGUACAAAUCCUUCAAAACGAGCGAGCCUCGCCCUCGCUGGGUUUCCAUGAGGAUGAGGAGCUUCGGGAGCAUCCAGAGGCCACCCUCUGUCCUGGAAUUCCAUGGGAGAGCCCUUGGAGUGUUUGUCACCUCCAUGGGGAGUGUCACAGACCUGCAGCUCAGUCAUUAAAACUUCACCAGUGGCUGUUGGCACUGUUUUUUCCCCA